Messenger RNA from Knipowitschia caucasica, 942 nucleotides. The record is from the annotation of a GenBank genome assembly. Lineage: Eukaryota; Metazoa; Chordata; Actinopteri; Gobiiformes; Gobiidae.
AUGUUUAGCACCGCCCCUCAACCUGCUGACAGGGUGCAGCACCCAGAGCAGCAGCACCCAGAGCCACAGAACCCGGAGCAGCAGUACCCGCAGAAGCAACACCCAGAGCAGCAGUACCCGCAGAAGCAGCACCCAGAGCAACAGUACCCGCAGAAGCAGCACCCAGAGCAGCAGUACCCGGAGCCACAGCAUCCAGAGCAGCAGUACCCACAGAAGCAGCACCCAGAGCAACAGUACCCAGAGCAGCAGUACCCGCAGAAGCAGCACCCAGAGCAACAGUACCCGCAGAAGCAGCACCCAGAGCAGCAGUACCCGCAGAAGCAACACCCAGAGCAGCAGUACCCGCAGAAGCAGCACCCAGAGCAACAGUACCCGCAGAAGCAGCACCCAGAGCAGCAGUACCCGGAGCCACAGCAUCCAGAGCAGCAGUACCCACAGAAGCAGCACCCAGAGCAACAGUACCCAGAGCAGCAGUACCCGCAGAAGCAGCACCCAGAGCAACAGUACCCGCAGAAGCAGCACCCAGAGCAGCAGUACCCGCAGAAGCAACACCCAGAGCAGCAGUACCCGGAGCCACAGCACCCAGAGCAGCAGUACCCACAGAAGCAGCACCCAGAGCAACAGUACCCAGAGCAGCAGUACCCGCAGAAGCAGCACCCAGAGCAGCAGUACCCGCAGAAGCAGCACCCAGAGCAGCAGUACCCAGAGCAGCAGUACCCGCAGAAGCAGCACCCAGAGCAGCAGUACCCGCAGAAGCAGCACCCAGAGCAGCAGUACCCGCAGAAGCAGCACCCAGAGCAGCAGUACCCAGAGCAGCAGUACCCGCAGAAGCAGCACCCAGAGCAGCAGUACCCGCAGAAGCAGCACCCAGAGCAGCAGUACCCGGAGCAGCAGCACCCGGAGCAGCAGCAGCAGCACCCAGAGCAGCAGCAGCAGCAGUAG